CUAGAGUCGGCGCCGGCCCUGCUAAACUCUCCUCUUUCCAACCCACCUUGCCGGCCUACCUUCGUGCGCACGCACGCACGCACGCAGUACGUCCCCACGUCCCGCCUCAGGCCGGGACGCGCCGGUGGUCGCCUUCUUGUGGGCGUGGCUGCUGCUGUGACCCAGGACCCGGUCAGCUGCUCCCGGAAGCACUCUUUCCUUUCACUGCCUGGCACCGCUAGGGUAGAGCAAGCCGGGAGAAAGGCGCCUGCGCAGGAAAGGCAGGACUAACGCAUUAUUCUUUCCGCCUGCUGCUGCGGGAGGAGACCUUAGUGGGGAAGGUCGCGAAGGGACUGGGAUUUUUUUUUUUUUUUUCUCAUGUAUCAUUUAGUAGGCUCUGUGGCUUAAGACUCUGAACGAAGUAAACUGUCAUUCUCCUCUAAAGAAGAGCUUUUCCUCAUCAACAAGGGAUGAUUAUAGUUCUUCCUAAAAAGGAUGGCUGCUCUUUCACUAAGGAGGUUAACACUACAAGCCAUAAAGUCUGAAAAGAGUUGCAUUAGAUGUCUUGGUGAACACAUUGUGCAGAAGACAGCACCAGCACCGUCGACCCCUGCUGCUUCUGCCCCAAGAUUCUCCUUCCUAGUUCAUGCAAAAGCCUUUAGUACCGCUGAAGACACCCAGAAUGAAGGAAAAAGCAAAAAAAAAAAUGGCACAGCUUUUAGUAGCACUGGAAGAAAAAUCAGUCAGCGAAUUAUUCACGUGUUUGAUGAGAAGGGCAAUGAUUUGGGAAACAUGCACCGAGCAGAUGUGAUUAAACUCAUGGAGAAGGAAAAGCUCCGGCUGGUUCAAAGGAACGCCAGCACAGAGCCUGCCCAGUACCAGCUCAUGACAGGGGUGCAGAUCCACCAGGAACGGCUGAGGCUGAGGGAGAUGGGGAAGGCUCACCCCAAAACUGGACCAACCCUGACAAAGGAACUGACUUUUUCUUCAAAUAUUGGACAAAAUGAUUUGGAAACAAAGACUAAACACAUUCAGGAGUGGAUUAAGAAGCAACACCAAGUUCGGAUUACUAUAAAAAAAGGGAAAAAUGUAGACGAGUCAGAAAAUAAAGGGGAGGAUAUUUUUCAUCAAAUACUCCAGACUAUGCCUGGAAUAGCUACAUUCUCAUCUAGGCCACAAGCUGUUCAAGGAGGAAAAGCCUUAAUAUGCGUUCUUCGUCCUUUGAGCAAGAAGGAAGAGAAGGCACAUAAAGAAACUCAAGAAAUCCAGGAAAGAGAUACUUUGAGCACAGACCACGGAAAUGAUAAGGAAUCAAAUAUUCUGCAUCAGCAAUUUUAAUAAAGAAAAAUAUGCUUCUGAGAGAAA
Molecule: messenger RNA, 1344 nt
Organism: Saimiri boliviensis boliviensis (Bolivian squirrel monkey)
Lineage: Eukaryota; Metazoa; Chordata; Mammalia; Primates; Cebidae
Gene: MTIF3
Product: mitochondrial translational initiation factor 3
Biological process (GO): ribosome disassembly; mitochondrial translational initiation
Cellular component (GO): mitochondrion
Molecular function (GO): ribosome binding; translation initiation factor activity
Source: RefSeq, a predicted model, not a curated record